Ruditapes philippinarum (Manila clam) is the source of this 2389-nucleotide messenger RNA. RefSeq names its product protein max-like. The record is from RefSeq and is a predicted model, not a curated record. Lineage: Eukaryota; Metazoa; Mollusca; Bivalvia; Venerida; Veneridae. The transcript is spliced from 6 exons. Gene Ontology annotation, molecular function: protein dimerization activity; DNA-binding transcription factor activity. Gene Ontology annotation, biological process: positive regulation of transcription by RNA polymerase II. Bases 115 to 645 code for a protein of 176 amino acids. Gene Ontology annotation, cellular component: RNA polymerase II transcription regulator complex.
AUUAAGUCUAUUGUUUGUUUAUUUGACAAGUCAGCACGUGGUUAAUGACCUCGUGGCGUUGUUUGGUCGCCAUUUUUUCUUAGAUCAGCAACAACAUUAGAAUAUUUUAGCAAAAUGAGCGACGAAGACCGUGAUGUUGACAUUGAAAGUGAUGAAGAUGAUGAAGAUGGUUUCAGUAACAUGGGAACUCAAAGUACACAUUUUAUGACUCCGGCUGAAAGACGAGCGCACCAUAAUGCAUUAGAGAGGAAGAGAAGAGAUCAUAUAAAAGAAAGCUUUACCAGUUUAAGAGAUUCUGUGCCACAGUUACAAAGUGAAAAGACUGAAAGUGGUAAGAGGACAACAUCUCAGACUUCAAAAGUAUCAAGGGCACAAAUUUUAAAAAAGGCAGCAGAUUACAUAACAUAUAUGCGACGCAAAAAUCAUAGUCACCAACAAGAUAUUGAAGAAUUGAAAAGACAUAAUAAUGUUUUAGAACAACAAAUCAAAUCUUUAGAAAAAGCAAAAAGUACAGGACAAUUUGCUGUAACUGGAUCAGUGAAUUCUCAUGGAGGAACAUUAUCUUUUGAUGUGUCAGGAUCUGAUUCUGAGGAAAAUCAUGGACAAAUACCUGUAGCAAAAAAAAUCAAGCUCUCUGUAGACUGAUAGUGAUUAUAACUGUAGUGACAAGUUAAAUACUUUAUAAUAAUGAUGCAACCAAAGUUCAUACAUAAUUGGAUUAAUAUUAUAGUAAUUGAGAAUUUCUCGUAAAAGUGUUUAUUCCUGGAUUAUAAUGAUGCAAAUGGCAGGCUCUUUAGAUAGUCACACAUUAUUGAAAGGACAUUUCCAUUUCUUAUGCUAUGUUUCAGGUCAUUUAUGUCACAUUUCUUAAUUGGAAGCAGUAAAAUGUAAUUGCAUUAAGUGAUGUUUUAAAUUGUUGAUCUACCUGCCAUGUUUAAAGUUAAAUAUAUUGAAGUCAUCAGAUUAUGUAUCAUGUCAAUUUGCUACCUCAGCAUUAUGUUGUUUCAUGUGAAACUGUUCUUGGUAUGGUUAGUAAUUAGGUCUACAUGUGAUGAUAAAUAAUUAAUCUGUAAAAUCUUCUCAUCUGGAGACAGUUACUGUCUUUUAUCCCUAGAAUGUGCAUAUGACUAUUUGUAAAGGUAUUCAAAACAAUGUAGAAAUGUGUCCUAAAUGACUUGAAACCUUCUGUUUCAUUUACUUUGUUAGCUACACAAAUUGAAACACAAAGACGCUGAACAUUUAUAUUGGUGCAAGUUAUACUCUUCCAAUCUGGUAUUGGAAUACUUUUGUUGUACAUAUAUUAAUAAGUUUGAAAUAGAAAUUAAUAAUUGUUUAUGUAAUAAGCAAUGAUGAUCAAAAAUUGUGAAAAACUAAAUAAGUAGUUUUUAUUUAAAGUCCCCAGUAGAACGUGUAUAUAGUAAUUGCUGCUUUGUUAAAAUGCUUGGAUACAAAUCAGAGGACCGACAUUUGUUAAUGAAUAAUAGUGAAUAAAUCAUUUGAGCUGCGUCACGACAAAACCAACAUAGUGCGUUUGCGACCAGCAUGGAUCCAGACCUCCGUGCAGUCUGAUCAGGAUCCAUGCUGUUUGCUAUCAGCUUCUCUACUUGUAAUAGUGUUUGUAAGCGAACAGCAUGGAUCCUGAUCAGACUGUGCGGAUGCGCAAGCUGGUCUGGAUCCAUGCCGGUCGAAAACGCAUUACGUUGGUUUUGUCAUGAUGCGGCUCAUUUCAUCUAACUAAAUGAUGCACAUGUAUUUUUGAAUUGCUCAAAUUUAGUUCAGACAUUUGAUAUCUUAAAUUAAGACCAUUUACACUUUAUAUUAAAGGAGCCAAUUAAAGAUGUAUUUUCUAAAUUUGGUGCUUAUUUUUUGUCUGCUUUUUUUCUUCCUCAUGAAUGUGAUCAGAAAUGCAGAAGUAGUCUUACUUUUGUUCCCUUUCUUUCUGUUUCUUUCAUUAUUUCUUUUGUUUUCUGUGUUUUGUUUUAUCACCAGGGAUAUAGGGAUUUAUGAAAAAAAAGUUGAGCAAGAACUACAUUCCAGAUGUUAGGACUAAUCUUGAAUUACAUAACUAUUUUGUUGUUUCCUAGAAAUCAAUCCUCUCUAGAGCAGUGCUUGUUUAUUUCUGUAUAAUUUAUGUACUGAACUUUCCAGACAAGUGAUUCUGUUUAGUUUUACAUCUUUGAUAUUUGAUGAAUUGGAGAGAAAUCCAUGUGUUUGUUUAUGUAGGGAAGUGUAUGUAUGAUUUGAUACAGAGAAACAGUAGAAUUAAUUUUUUUUGUAAAAAUAAUUUACUUGUACUCGGCUGCCAUGAUUUUUUGAUAAACAUUUGUCCUUCUCUUCUAGUUGUUUAUGUUAUAUUGAUGUAUAGAUUUUAAUAAAUUGUAAAAAAUUA